CAUCGCAGACGAACAAUAUCAUCCGCAUUUUGAAAAAUUCGCUGUAGUCCUAACAUAUCAAAUUAAAAAAUUGCUGAUUAGAAAAAAAUUAAAUUGAGUUCUCAAAUUGUUAACGAUGUGCGGUGAAAGUUUUGCAUUUUGGCUUUUUAUAAUUUUACGUUUCACUUCAUCUUCAACGACUCUGCGAAACUUUACAAGUGACAACAAAGAGAACAACAUAUGGGAGGAGACAUAUAAUCAUACGAAUUUUAUUAAAAACGAAACGAAUAAUAAUAAUAAUAAAAAUCACAUUGUUUCAUACGAAAAAUGUGACAAUAUUACUUGCAUUCAACUCUGUUGUCCGCUUGGUGAUCGCUUGGUUGAAAAUUGCAUUGCUAGUGAAAAUGAAUAUAUUUUGCCAAACAUAUAUAGCUACUCGAACAAUUCGAUACAGAGCGAAAAUAAGAAGGUGGACGAGCUUUUUCCACUAAUCAUUCAAAAUCCGUGUCAGGAAACUAUACGUUUUCUUCUUUAUCCGGACUAUUAUUUCAAGUACUUGAAGUAUAUGUUUUUCGCAAACAGCUCUCUGUAUCUUCCUUAUUUCGACAUAUUUGUUGAAUCAACAUCUUAUUGUUUGGCCAUCGUGGAUCAUAAUCAGUUCGAUGCAAUUAUCUGCUUGGAAGCUGUGAAUGAAACAAUCGAUAAAAAAAAGGAUAACAUGAUAAACGAUCUGAUAAAUGAAAUCUCAAACGAAUUAAGAUUUUUAUUUUUGAGUUGUCGCAUAGUGUCUAUGUUGUGUUUGCUGACAAUAUUUGUGGUGUAUUCUAUACUGCCGGAAUUUCAUAACAUACAUAGUUUCAUGCUGCGCAAAUACUGCAGUUUGUUAUUUUUCGGAUACAUAGUUGACACUAUAAGUUUCCAAUUCAAUCCAAUCAACAUAAUAGAUUAUUCAUAUUUCAUCUGUGUUAUAAUUGCUUUAAUCAACUAUUUCUGUUUUUUCUCAAGUACUUUCUGGUUAAGUGUAAUGAGUUUCGACAUUUGGUGGACAUUUAGAGAUUUUCGCUUGUUACAAAGAAACAAGAGAGUGAAACAAGAGAGAAAAAAAUUAAUAUAUUCUAUCUUUGCUUGGGGAGGUACCUUCAUUUUUACUAUCAUUUGUAUUAUCAUGGAUAUCGUUCCCAACGAGCCGAAAAACGUAAUUCAACCGGAAUUUUGUGUCCAUAGUCUUUGGUUUUAUGAGAGUGCGGCGUUUCAAUUGUAUUUUUACGGACCGCAUAGUGUCUGUAUUAUUAGUAGCAUUUGCUUAUCUAUUUACACAGCAUUGAAAAUUAUGCGUUAUGAAAAGGACACAACCCGUCAUCUGAGAGAUUCAGAAAGCAGAUUUUAUAAUGACAACAAGCGAUGGUUAAAUCUGUAUCUGAGACUGUUUAUCAUGCUGUUUAUUAUAAUAUCCAUAAAUUGGAUUAUAACAAUAGCGUUCGAAUUUUGGCCGUUUGAUAAUAUUACAAUGUUGUACAUACGUAGUAUGUUUGUGUUGGAUAUUAUACAAGAUGUCAUUAUGUUCAUCAUAUUCGUGUGUAAAAGGACAAUCAUGGAACAGCUAUUGAAGCGUUUCUGUCAGAAUUGCAAAUGUUUUUCCAAAACUUCGACAUAAAACGAUUACAGGUUUGAAUAACUGUACCAUGUCAAGAACAAUUUUUUUAUGGAAAAACAUUAAUUAUGAAAAAAUGAACCAUCACACAAAAAGUUUGUCUGA
Molecule: messenger RNA, 1735 nt
Organism: Camponotus floridanus (Florida carpenter ant)
Lineage: Eukaryota; Metazoa; Arthropoda; Insecta; Hymenoptera; Formicidae
Product: probable G-protein coupled receptor Mth-like 10
Exons: 5
Coding region: 116-1633 (505 amino acids)
Biological process (GO): cell surface receptor signaling pathway
Cellular component (GO): membrane
Molecular function (GO): G protein-coupled receptor activity
Source: RefSeq, a predicted model, not a curated record